AUGGAGACACAAACACAAACAAAUAAUAACGAACAUUCUUCAGAUAUUGGAAUAAAAGAUGAUAAUACAACAACAACAGAAGAACAACCAAAAAUAGAGUUUAAUGAACACAAUAAACGAUUAAGAGAUGAAAAGGAUGAUAAUAAGGUCAAUAAUAAUGAUGAUGAAUCAACAUCAUCAUCACCAUUGACGACCGAAACUAAUAAUAAUAAUAAUAAUCAAAAUGUACAUAUCAAUAAUGAUGAUGAUGAAAAAGAAGAAGAUGAUAAUCAAAUCACAUCUACAUCUACCACUUCAACUACAACUUCAACUACAACAACAACCAAUAAUGCAAGAAAUAGAUUAACAAAAGAUGAAAAGAAAGCAAGACAUUUGGAAAAGAGAAGAAAAAAGAAACAAAACAAAAAAGAGGAAAAGAAAGUAUUUAGAGAGGCAAACGAUCAUUUAUCGGUCGAUGUAUUGUCAGAGACAAACUAUCGAAUAGAAGGACCGCUGAGACAUGUCGAUCCGUAUAGUUUUACAUUCAAGGUCAAUGCAAAGGAACGUUGGUUUGGACGUAAUCUACUCUCUAUGUUUACAGAGGAGUUUAGUCAGCUACCCGAACGAAUCUAUCGCCAAAAGAUUGAAAAUGGAUGGAUUAGAGUGAAUGGUCAGCAGACGACCGUAGACUAUUGCGUCGGUCGAAAGGAUAUGAUCGAGCAUCGUGUUCACAGACACGAGCCACCCGUCACAUCGGCACCCAUCAAAAUCGUGGCCAACGAUGACGAGUAUGUCGCCGUCGACAAGCCAUCUUCGAUUCCCGUUCAUCCGUGUGGUCGUUUUAGACACAACUCGCUUAUAUACGUGUUGGCCAAGGAGUACGGUCUCAACAACCUGUUUGGCGUGCAUCGAUUGGAUCGGUUGACGUCGGGACUACUCAUCUUGGCCAAAUCGACGGAAAGCGCACAAAAAAUGUCAGGUGCCAUCAUGAAGGGAGAGGUCAGUAAACGAUAUGUGGCACUUGUCAAGGGCAAGUUUAGCAACGAUGAGGUGGUGGUUGACCAACCUCUCAAAGUACAAAACCAUCGUCUUGGACUCAACAUGGUGGCACCCGAUGGAAAACCGUCGACCACUGUAUUCAACAUUGUGUCGUAUGACGCAGAGACUGACACUAGUGUAGUAUGUGCCACUCCAAAGACUGGAAGAACACAUCAAAUCCGUCUGCACUUGCAGUGGCUCGGUCACCCCAUUCUCAACGACCCACUCUACAACAAUGAUAACAAACCUUCCAACAACAACAAUAGCAACAACAACAGCAGCGACUCAACAAGAGCACUUACAAGUGAUGGUAUUGAUGGAUUGGGUAAAAAGGAUGAUCAUCAAGACGAUGAGAUCGACUCUGGUGGCGGUGGAGAAGAUGAAGCAUUCUUUAAAUUAAAUGUUCGUGUGAAAAAUGAUUCAAGUCCACCUAUUAUGUUUGAUGGUAUUGAAUGUCCAGAUUGCAAGAUUGAAUGGGCCGACCAAUCAUUAUUUGCCUUUGGAAUCUAUCUCCACGCCUUUUCAUACUCGAAUAAUUCAUUUUCCUAUACUACUGAUUUCCCGCAAUGGAUGAUCGAUCACAAAGACACUAGAUCUCAACAAGAAAUCGAUCAAACGAAAAACAAUCCAAAUACUGUUUAUCCAACCAAAUGCAAAUAA
This is a messenger RNA of Cavenderia fasciculata, 1677 nucleotides long. Its product is annotated as pseudouridine synthase family protein. Gene Ontology annotation, biological process: pseudouridine synthesis. Bases 1 to 1677 code for a protein of 558 amino acids. Gene Ontology annotation, molecular function: RNA binding; pseudouridine synthase activity. Lineage: Eukaryota; Evosea; Eumycetozoa; Acytosteliales; Cavenderiaceae. The record is from RefSeq and is a predicted model, not a curated record. The transcript has a single exon.